Molecule: messenger RNA, 2033 nt
Organism: Tarenaya hassleriana
Lineage: Eukaryota; Viridiplantae; Streptophyta; Magnoliopsida; Brassicales; Cleomaceae
Product: myrosinase-binding protein 2-like
Exons: 6
Coding region: 48-1835 (595 amino acids)
Molecular function (GO): carbohydrate binding
Source: RefSeq, a predicted model, not a curated record
GUAGAGCUCACAAACCCACAGAAGAUUGUUCAAAUCGACCGGCGACAAUGUCUCAAAAAUUGCCAAUCGUGGACGUCACGCCUACUGUGGAACCAUGUGCUGGUCAGAUCAGGUUACCGGUCGUCGGUGGUAAUGGAGGAGGCGCAUGGGACUUUUGCGGCUCCGACCGUAUAACCAAAGUAUAUGUCGGGAAAGGUCACUCUUGUAUUGGUUAUAUCAAGAUCGAGGGCACGCUGGAUGGCAAAUUCCAAACACAAGAGCAUGGUCAGAUGGUAGAUACACCAAUAGAGUUUGCGGUUGGUCCUGAUGAAUACAUCGUAGCGGUGGAGGGAACCACUAACUACGUCGAUCGAUAUAAAACCACUCUCGUCACUUCGCUCACCUUCAAAACAUCGACCGGAAGAUCCUCACCGACUUUUGGAUCUGUGUCUGGUAAAAAGUUUGUAAUUCAAGACAAAGGUCGUGAGCUUGCUGGGUUCCACGGACAGGCUGGUGAGGCUAUUGAUGCUCUUGGAGGCUAUUCCGCCGUCGCCUCGAAACUGCCUAUCCAUGGUGGUAUUGGAGGAGGGUUAUGGGAUCUUGGUGCUCUCGUCAAUGUAAGGAAGGUGUCUGUUGGAAAUGGUCACUCUUGUAUCGGUUACAUCAAGUUCGAGUACGAAGAGAAUGGAGGAACCAAAACCAAUGAGCGUGGAUCCAUAGUAGAUGAACCACAAGAGUUUGCGCUCGAUCCGAACGAAUACAUCAUAUCUGUGGAGGGAACCACCGGCUAUACCAAUCGAUACAAAACCCAUCUUGUCACGUCGCUUAUGUUCAAGACAUCAGCCGGGAGAACCUCACCAAGGUUUGGAUUCGACAGGGGGGACAAAUUCGUAAUCGAAGACAAAGGCCGCAUGAUUGUUGGGUUCCAUGGACUGUCUGGUGAAGCUAUAGAUGCUCUUGGAGCUCGUUCCUCGAUCAUGGCUUCCCCUAUCAAGUGGCCAGUCGCAGGUGGUAAUGGAGGAGACGUGUGGGAUGAUGGUGUCUAUGACCGUGUAAGGAAAGUGCAUGUCGGAAAUGGUCGAUCUUGUAUCGGCCAUAUCAAGUUUGAGUACGAGAAGGAUGGAAAAAUCGAAAUACGUGAGCAUGGAUGGAUAGAAGCUCCACCAGUGGAGUUUGCCCUUAAUCCUAACGAAUACAUCAUAUCGGUGGAGGGAACGACCAACCACGUCCCGCUGUAUAAAACCACUAUCGUGACAUCACUCUCCUUCAAAACAUCAACGGGAAGAACCUCCCCGACUUAUGGAUUUGUGACUGGUGAGAAAUUUGUGCUCGAGGACAGAGGUCGGGAGAUUGUAGGAUUCCACGGACAGGCAGGUGAGGCGAUCGAUGCCAUCGGAAUUCAUUCCUCGAUCGUUUCGAAAUUGCCAAUCCAAGGAGGUAAGAAUGGGAGUGCAUGGGAUGAUGGGGCUUUUGACGGUGUCACCAGAGUGUUUGUUGGAGAUGCCGACUCUUUCAUAGGUUACAUAAAGUUCGAAUACACCAAGAAUGGUAAUGACGUGACAUAUGAACAUGGAACUAAACCAACCAAAACUCACCAGUUUGAGCUUGAUCCUUACGAGUACAUCACAUCGGUGGAAGGAACCCACAACUAUGUCGAUUUGUUCAAGACAAAUGUCAUAACAUCGCUUGUCUUCAAAACAUCCCGAGGAAGAACCUCCCAAACGUUUGGAGCUGCGGUUGGUACAAAAUUCGUACUGGAGGACAAUGGUCGCGAGAUUGUUGGGUUCCAUGGACGGGCUGGUGUCGCUGUCGAUGCUCUCGGAGCUUACGCCUUUCUCGGUACCAAUCCCGUGUGAUGAUCUAUGCAUCAUCAUCGCUUCUUCUCUGAAGGAAAGCCGUAGAUUCAUAAAAAUGUUGGAGUCGAAUAAAACAAAACAAAAGCUUCUCUUGUGUGUAAUAUAAAAGCUGUACGUGUGAAGUGUACUGUUCCUUGAUAUUUCGGUCUGUUGUGUUUUUUUUUUCUCUCAUGUCUGUAAUAUUUGUCUGUUUGAAUA